This is a messenger RNA of Drosophila serrata, 2447 nucleotides long. Its product is annotated as Calcineurin A at 14F. Gene Ontology annotation, biological process: calcineurin-mediated signaling. The record is from RefSeq and is a predicted model, not a curated record. NCBI's taxonomy places the organism in Eukaryota, Metazoa, Arthropoda, Insecta, Diptera, Drosophilidae. Gene Ontology annotation, molecular function: calmodulin-dependent protein phosphatase activity.
CUGGCUCGUCGGCGGUGGCAUUGAUACCAGGUGGUGAUCAGGCAUCAGGCGUAACCAGCGUGUCCCAAAAGGAGUCCAGCCGACACCAGCACUCAGCAGUCGAGAGAGGAGACGCAGACGGCGCAGUUGGAGUGUCGGGCCACAACAUGUCUUCGCCGGCGGCGCAGAGCAACAGCAGCAGCCAGUCGCAGUCAGCCGCCCAGCAGCAGCAGCAGAAUCAAAAGGCCAACGCAAAUAACACACACGACAACAAGAAUGCCUCGGCGACGACGGGGACAGCAGCGGCAGCAGCAGCAGGAUCUGCUGGUGCAGGAUCCGGUGGUGGAUCCACCACAGCUGCCGGCACACAACAGCAGGGGGCAACCUCAAGUGGGCCCCAGAGCCCGACCAAGCGCAGCACAAUAUCGACAAAGGAGCGUGUGAUCGACAGCGUGCCGUUCCCGCCGAGCCGCAAACUUACCUGCGCCGAUGUUUUUGAUGCGAGGACCGGUAAGCCGCACCAUGACAUCCUCAAACAGCACUUCAUCCUGGAGGGCCGGAUUGAGGAGAGUGCCGCGUUGCGCAUCAUUCAGGAGGGUGCCACACUGCUGCGCCAGGAGAAGACAAUGAUCGAUAUUGAGGCGCCAGUGACGGUCUGCGGUGAUAUUCACGGCCAGUUCUAUGAUCUAAUGAAGCUUUUUGAAAUUGGCGGCUCGCCGGCGACCACCAAGUAUCUGUUCCUGGGCGACUAUGUCGACCGGGGCUACUUCAGCAUCGAGUGUGUGCUGUACCUGUGGUCGCUGAAGAUCACCUAUCCGCAGACGCUGUUCCUGCUGCGCGGCAACCACGAGUGUCGGCAUCUGACCGAGUACUUCACCUUCAAGCAGGAGUGCAAGAUCAAGUACUCGGAGCGCGUGUACGACGCGUGCAUGGACGCGUUCGACUGCCUGCCGCUGGCGGCGCUGAUGAACCAGCAGUUCCUGUGCGUGCACGGCGGCCUGUCGCCCGAGAUACACGAACUGGAGGACAUACGGCGGCUCGACCGCUUCAAGGAGCCGCCCGCCUUCGGCCCCAUGUGCGACCUGCUGUGGUCCGACCCGCUGGAGGACUUCGGUAACGAGAAGAACUCGGACUUCUACACGCACAACUCGGUGCGCGGCUGCUCGUACUUCUACAGCUACGCCGCCUGCUGCGACUUCCUGCAGAACAACAACCUGCUGUCGAUCAUCCGGGCGCACGAGGCGCAGGACGCCGGCUAUCGUAUGUACCGCAAGAGCCAGACCACCGGCUUCCCCUCGCUGAUCACCAUCUUCUCGGCGCCCAACUAUCUCGACGUGUACAACAACAAGGCGGCGGUGCUGAAGUACGAGAACAAUGUGAUGAACAUCCGGCAGUUCAACUGCUCGCCGCACCCCUACUGGCUUCCCAACUUCAUGGACGUGUUCACCUGGUCGCUGCCCUUCGUGGGCGAGAAGGUCACCGAGAUGCUGGUGAACGUGCUGAACAUCUGCUCCGACGACGAGCUCAUGACCGAGGAGAGCGAGGAGCCGCUCUCGGACGAUGAGGCAGCGCUGCGCAAGGAGGUUAUCCGCAACAAGAUCCGUGCCAUCGGCAAGAUGGCUCGCGUCUUCUCCGUGCUGCGCGAGGAGUCCGAGUCGGUGCUGCAGCUGAAGGGCCUGACGCCGACGGGUGCCCUGCCACUCGGCGCCCUCUCCGGCGGCAAGCAGUCGCUCAAGAAUGCCAUGCAGGGCUUCUCGCCCAACCACAAGAUUACCUCGUUCGCGGAGGCCAAGGGCCUGGAUGCUGUCAACGAGCGGAUGCCGCCGCGACGAGACGCGACGCCCUCGCCGGCGGAGGAGGGCCAGAAAUCACUGUCAGCGGCGGCAGCAGCAGCGGCCAAUGCAAAUGCGAAUUCAAUCAAUGGAUAAUUCUAAGUCAAGUCAAGUCAGUAAAGUAAAUUCAAGUCGAGUUAAGUGAUGGAUGGGCGGCAGCAGCAGCAACAGUUGCAGUCAAGUUAGUCAGAGGAUCAUCGGAUCGUUGAAUUUGAGGAUCAAAGGAUCAGAGAAUCGGAUGAGGAGGAGCAAAUUCAGUUAGUAGUCGACAGUUAAGCAGAAAACGGUGGGAGGGAGACGACGGACGGGACGGCAAACAGCUAGCGAACAGUUCAGUGCGGAAAUAGUCUCAAAAUAAAAAAGCUCUCGGCUCAAAGAAAACGAUGAAAACACAAGACACGCAGGCAGACAUAUUGGUAUUUAAUGUAAUGCAAAUCCCCCAGAGAUGGAAGCUAAUUAUAACGUUGAAAGAAUAACAAUAUAUAUAUAAUAUACAUAUAUAUGUAUCAAAAUUUUGUGCAACAUUAUAUCAAAAGAGCAAAUUUAAACGCGACAGCAGUUGCUCGCCAGUGGCGCGCAUUCUCUCCCAUUAAAAAAAAUGAAUGAACAACAACAAACAAAACAAAUUUUUAAAAC